Prunus armeniaca (apricot) is the source of this 288-nucleotide messenger RNA. NCBI's taxonomy places the organism in Eukaryota, Viridiplantae, Streptophyta, Magnoliopsida, Rosales, Rosaceae. The record is from the annotation of a GenBank genome assembly.
AUGAUGCCGAAUGCAAGCAUGGCCCAAGCCGUUGGAGGGUUGACUUAUACCUCAAAAGCCUCUGCGAAACCACUCGAAGGACAACAUAUCCCUCAGGCCGGUGGAGGUUUUUGUCUGUUCUAUACAUGGGCAAAGCCUCAUGUUUCCUCUUCUUCUUCCUUUGACUUCAGAGCUCACCUCAUCAAUCAUCCAAUGACGGCCAGCCUGCAUCACCUUUCACUUCCUAAACUCUACUUUACUCUGGCGGUGUGCUUGCUUAUGUUUGCAAAGCUGGUCUCUAAUGACUAA